Molecule: messenger RNA, 3042 nt
Organism: Cryphonectria parasitica EP155
Lineage: Eukaryota; Fungi; Ascomycota; Sordariomycetes; Diaporthales; Cryphonectriaceae
Product: heme peroxidase
Exons: 5
Coding region: 1-3042 (1013 amino acids)
Biological process (GO): response to oxidative stress
Molecular function (GO): peroxidase activity; heme binding
Source: RefSeq, a predicted model, not a curated record
AUGCCUACGCAGAAUGGAGUUGGUACAGGAAGUGCAAAGAGGUGGCAGACGGGGUUUAGGGUGGACUUGAAGUAUAUCAGCUGGAAAGAUGUCAAGACGUUCAUUGCACUGAUCAAGAGCAAGCUCAAGGGCAACGAGCCCAUGGAUGACCACACAAUGCUCAUGGAGCGCGUCAUCCAGCUCGUGGCCGGUCUUCCAACCAAGUCUCGCAACCGGGUCCUGCUGACGGACCAGUUCAUUGACGAGCUAUGGGACAGCCUGGAUCAUCCUGUCCUCAGUUACAUCGGAGAGAAGUAUAUGUAUCGAAGAGCCGAUGGAUCCAAUAACAAUCCACUAUUUCCACAAAUGGGUGCAGCAGGGACCACAUAUGCGCGUUCUGUUCGGCCGACUAUUAUGCCUCCUGGUGCGCUGCCCGACCCGGCGCUCAUCUUUGACACAGUGAUGAAGCGAUCGAGUGAGGGCUAUAGGAAGCAUCCGAACAACGUUUCCAGCAUUUUGUGGUACUGGGCGACCAUAAUCAUCCAUGAUCUGUUCUGGACAGACCCCAAAGACAUGACCAAGACGAAUACGUCUUCGUACUUGGAUCUCUCGCCGCUGUACGGCAGCAACCAGGAUAUGCAGAACACGAUUCGCACCUUUCAGGAUGGUAAACUUAAGCCCGACUCGUAUGCGGACAAGCGUCUCGGCGGAAUGCCACCUGGUGUAUCCGUGCUGCUGGUCAUGUUCAAUCGAUUCCACAAUCACGUAGCUGAGCAUCUGGCGGCCAUCAAUGAAGGUGGCCGGUUCACGCCGCCUCCUGGGCAGCGCCCUGGUCUGUUCAGCCCCUUUCCCAUUGGAGGACCCGACAACGAAAAGCAGCGCGAGAGUGACGAGGCAUGGAAGAAGUACGAUGAGGACCUCUUCCAGACGGCUCGACUCGUGACCUCGGGUCUAUACAUUAACAUCACACUGGUCGACUAUGUUCGCAAUAUUGUCAAUCUGAACCGCUGCGAUACGACGUGGACUCUGGAUCCUCGUCAGGAGAUGGGCCGUGACGCUGGCACAGCUGCUGGAGCGGCCUCUGGCACCGGCAACGUGGUGUCAGCUGAGUUCAAUCUUUGUUACCGGUGGCACAGCUGCAUCUCGGAGAAGGACGAUAAAUGGAUCCAGGAGCUAUUUGCCAACCUCAUUGGAAAGUCUUCUACCGAGGUCACACUCCAAGAUAUGAUCAUGGGCUUCGCCAACUUCGACAGGAAAACCCCCGACGACCCUGCUCAGAGAACCUUUGGUGAUUUUCAGCGUGAUCCGAAGACGGGCAAGUACAGCGAUGAUGACCUGGUUGAGUGCAUCACAUCAUCGAUUGAGGACUGUGCCGGUGCCUUUGGUGCACGCAACGUACCUCUCUCCAUGAGACCUGUUGAGAUUCUGGGCAUUCUGCAAGGCCGAAAAUGGCAUGUGGCUGGCCUGAAUGAAUUCCGAAGGCACUUUGGCCUCAAGCCGUACGACACCUUUGAGGAGCUCAACUCCGAUCCUGAGGUGGCAAGCUGUCUGAGGCAUCUGUACGAGCAUCCCGACUUUGUGGAGCUCUACCCAGGCCUUGUGGCCGAAGAGGCAAAGGAACCAAUGGUUCCGGGCGUGGGCAUUGCGCCGACCUACACCAUCUCGCGCGUGGUACUGAGCGAUGCUGUCUGCCUCGUGCGCGGCGACAGAUACUACACAACCGACUACAGUGCCCGCGCCCUGACAAACUGGGGCUACAACGAGGUGCAGUACGAUCUGAGUGUGAACCACGGCUGCUGCUUUUCCAAACUCUUCCUCCGCGCAUUCCCCAAUCACUUCAAGACCAACUCUGUCUACGCGCAUUACCCCAUGGUCAUUCCACCGGAGAACCACCGCAUCUUGACCUCCCUCAACCGCGCCGAGCUGUUUACCUGGGAGCGUCCUGCCUUUUCACCUCCACCCGUAGUAGGUGCCAGACACACAGAAGCUCAAUAUAGAGACAUGUGGUGCGAGACAACCAAUGCUCUCACGGGCAACUCAGGUGCUACGCUGUCGCCUAACGAGGCAUAUGUAUCUGGAGAAGGUUGGGAAGAUGCGGUCACGACUUCUUAUGCGCAAUUGAUGGAUGAGCUACUGCGUGAGAAGAGUUAUGAGCUGGUAACUACCCACUUUGUCGAUAUAAUCAGAGAUGUGGGCAAUUUGGCUGGCGUUCACUUCGUCUCCCGUCUGUUCAGCUUGCCUGUCAAGACCUCCUCUAACCCUAAGGGCAUCUACACCGCAGACGAGCUACAUGCUGUGCUGACGCUCAUCUACUUGACCACAUACCUUGACAGCGAUGCAGUGAAGGCCUUCCCACUUCGACAGGCCGCCAAGACGGUGGCUGUUCAGCUCGGCGAGCUGACUGAGACAGCCGUCAGCAACAUAACUGGUUGGUUUGGUACUGGAAAGACGCAUGACUCUUGGGCUGCUUAUGGCACAGACUUCAUCAAGAAUCUCUCCAAGAGUGGUCUAAGUUCUUCUGAUAUUGCGUGGAGCCAGAUCCUGCCAGCUUCCGCCACGACCGUAUCCGCACAAGGUGCAAUGUUCGCCCAAGCCGUCGACUUUUAUCUUUUUCCAGAGAAUAAGUCUCAUCUCCUUCAGAUCCAACAGCUGGCACGCGAAGAUCCUUCAGAUGAGACAGACGCGCGGCUUCUGGGUUAUGCCUUGGAAGCAGUUCGCCUGUCUGCAACCCCGGGAGGAGGUAAAGGACGCGACUCUGGAGAUGCAGGCAGCCAUGUGCUUGUCGAAGUGGUAGCUGGGAAAAUCAACCCCGACCGUCCCAUUGAGAGCUAUAUACUCCCUGGACCCGAGAAUGACACUUGUCUGGGAAAGGCGGUCAUAUACCUCGCACUGACAGAGAUGUUCCGCGCCGUGUUCCGGCUGGACAACCUCCGACGUGCACCGGGGCCGCAGGGCGAGCUUAAGAAGAUCAGCACGAGCAGCGAGCCAUUUGGCAUGUACCUGACGGAGGACUGGUGCAGUGUUUCUCCGUUGCCUUGGUCGAUGAAGGUGUGUUGGGGCUGA